Tripterygium wilfordii is the source of this 1413-nucleotide messenger RNA. RefSeq names its product protein JINGUBANG. Lineage: Eukaryota; Viridiplantae; Streptophyta; Magnoliopsida; Celastrales; Celastraceae. The record is from RefSeq and is a predicted model, not a curated record. The coding region runs from base 191 to 1396 and encodes 401 amino acids. The transcript has a single exon. Gene Ontology annotation, molecular function: protein binding.
AAUGGCCUCUGAUUGUGCACAACCAAUGCCCAUCCUUCACCCCUAAACUAGGGCCAUUAUUUACUUCACCACUAUUUGAGAGACCUUAAACCACCAUUAACAAAUCCCUUUACUUUGCUAAACCAGUACUUCGAUUCUCUAUAAAUUUGGUCCACUCCACACUCUCUCUCGCUCACUAUAUCACAAAACAAUGCAUUUCUACCAAACCACUGUUCCAAAUUGUGAUUCUGAAUCACACUACUCCAACUACCUUUCUUCACAGCCUAGCCUGCCUUCUGUUCCUUCUCUAACUUCACAACCCCAACAACUACACUACUUCUUCACCAAUGCUUACUGUUCUACCACUCUCAAAGGUCACAAUAGCUACAUAUCCUCUCUAACUCUCUCCGGAAAAUUCCUCUACAGCGGCUCCUCUGACAACGAAAUCCGGCUGUGGAACCAAAAUCCUUUAAAUUCUGAGCCAGAUGAUGAUGAGGAACAAAGGUUAAUCGACAACGUUGUCGCAGUAGGAAAGGGUGCUGUGAAGUCAUUAGUUGUAUUGGCAGAUAAGCUAUUUAGUGCUCAUCAAGAUCACAAAAUCCGGGUAUGGAAGAUCAAUAAUCAAGAACAAGAUUGCCCAAAAUUAUAUACCCGUUUAGCGACGUUACCGACGCUAAAUGACCGAGCAUCGAAACUUCUUGUGCCGAAAAAUCAUGUUCAGAUAAGAAGGCACAAGAAAUGUACAUGGGUUCACCAUGUUGACACAGUCUCUGCACUUGCUUUGUCAAGUGAUGAGACUCUGCUUUACUCUGUUUCAUGGGACAAGACACUCAAGAUUUGGAGAACAAGUGACUUCAAGUGUCUGGAAUCAGUAACAGAUGCACACGACGACGCGAUAAACGCGCUGGCCUUAUCGACAGACGGAGAUGUUUAUACAGGAUCAGCAGACAAGAAAAUCAAGGUGUGGAGGAAGAACAAUUCAGUAGACAAAAAACACUCUCCUGUUGAUACACUUGAAAAACACAAGUCUGGGAUUAAUGCACUGGCAUUAAGCAGCGACGGGUCGAUAUUGUACUCAGGUGCAUGCGAUCGAUCAAUACUGGUUUGGGAGAAGGAAGAUGGAGGCAGUAUGAAGGUCACAGGUGCACUCAGGGGACAUACAGAGUCCAUAUUGUGUUUGGUGGUUGUUUCAGACUUGCUGUGUAGUGGUUCUGCAGAUAAAACUAUAAGACUCUGGAGAAGGGUUGAUAGAAACUACUCUUGUAUGGCAGUUUUAGAAGGACAUAAAGGCCCUGUCAAGUGCUUAACAGCUGCAGUUGACCAUGGUACUAGUAUAUCUAAUACUUCUUAUGUUGUUUAUAGUGGUAGCUUGGACUGUGAAAUCAAGGUAUGGAAGAUUAUGGUUCCUCUUCUUUAGAGGAUUUUCUUUCUUCU